Messenger RNA from Scleropages formosus (Asian bonytongue), 3943 nucleotides. It is a transcript of the gene lancl2, whose product is annotated as LanC lantibiotic synthetase component C-like 2 (bacterial). The coding region runs from base 197 to 1498 and encodes 433 amino acids. NCBI's taxonomy places the organism in Eukaryota, Metazoa, Chordata, Actinopteri, Osteoglossiformes, Osteoglossidae. Gene Ontology annotation, cellular component: plasma membrane. Gene Ontology annotation, biological process: peptide modification; carbohydrate metabolic process. The record is from RefSeq and is a predicted model, not a curated record. The transcript has 9 exons.
UUAUAUUUCUGUUGGUUGCGCAGACAGCUGGGCGAUUUUGAACCGUGUCCAUCUGCUCUAUCACCUUUUUUAAUCCGUUACAUUGAGACCCCGUCCCACAGUGAGCUCCCCGUGUUUCAAAAACGCGUUUCCUCUCGGUCCUCUACGGACGGCAGGCCGCCUUCGCUAAGUUUGUCCCCGUGGACCUUCCGUGGCGAUGGGAGAGAACAUGUCCAAGAGGCUCAGACUGGUGACGGCCUCCGAGGCGGAGAUGGAAGAGCGAUCUUUCACAAAUCCGUUCCCGGAAUGGGACCAAGGCGUCUUCACAGCCGCCAACUCGCCUUCGGAUGGCGGUGGCAGCACUGAGCCCUUCGAUGGGAACGGAAAGGUCAGCGAGGCCUUUAAGAAGAAGGUACAGAACAAGAUCAAAGAUCUAUUGCAGCAGAUGGAAGAGGGCCUGAAAACUGCUGAUCCACAUGACUUCUCAGCCUACACUGGUUGGACAGGAAUAGCACUGUUGUACCUGCAGCUGCAUCGCGUCACUGGAGAGUCGUCCCACCUGCAGCGUGCACUGGACUACGUCAAGAGGACAUUGCGUAACCUGAACGGUCGCCGCGUGACCUUCCUGUGUGGCGAUGCAGGCCCGUUGGCCGUGGGGGCUGUCGUGCACCACAAGCUGAAGAACCAGGCUGAGUCGCAGGAGUGCCUCACUAGGCUUCUUCAGCUGCAGCGCUCUGUGGUCAGCUCCGACUCUGACAUCCCGGAUGAGCUGCUCUAUGGCCGGGCAGGGUACCUGUACGCACUCCUCUACGUUAACAAGGAGAUCGGCCCUAACACCGUGGAUGAUGCAGUCAUUGCCAAGGUGGUAGGAGCCAUCCUGGAGUCGGGGAAGAACUUGUCCAAGGAAGAGAAGAAGACGGAGCGCUGCCCGCUGCUCUACGAGUGGCACAAGAAGCAGUACGUGGGCGCGGCACAUGGCUUAGCGGGCAUCUACUACAUGCUCAUGCAGCCGGGUGCCAAGGUGAGCCAGGAGGUCCUGACCGAGCUGGUGAGGCCCAGCGUCGACUACGUACGCCACAAGAAAUUUCGCUCGGGGAACUACCCAUCGUCGCUGAGCAAUGAGACUGACCGGCUAGUGCACUGGUGUCACGGCGCGCCGGGCGUGGUUCACGUGCUGCUCAUGGCCCACAAGGUGUUCAAGGAGGAGAAGUACCUCAAGGAUGCCGUGGACUGUGGGGAGGUUAUUUGGCAGAGAGGACUGCUCCGCAAGGGCUACGGCAUCUGCCACGGCACAGCGGGCAAUGGCUACUCCUUCCUCUCUCUAUACCAUGCGACGCAGGAAAAGAAGUACCUGUAUCGGGCCUGCAAGUUUGCAGAAUGGUGUUUGGACUACGGGACGCAUGGAUGUCGCAUUCCAGACAGACCAUAUUCUUUGUUCGAAGGAAUGGCUGGUGCUAUUCACUAUCUCUCAGAUGUGGUGCAACCAGAAACUUCCUGCUUUCCAGCAUUUGAACUCUGACCCCUGCUUUCUGGGGAUUUGAACUUUGCCGGCUCAGUGUAAAGGGCGAGAGGAAGCGGGGAGGGCGGCUGGCAAGGAUGGCCGAGAUGCGAAGAGCGCGGGGGAAACGCCCGCCGGCGGCACGGACACAAAAACAAGCCUUCAGCCUAUAACCCGAAACAUGUCUCUGGGUCCAUGAGUUUAGCUCAGAGUCCUCCUUCGCUCUUGUAGAGUUUAGCUCUCACCUCCACAUGCUUCUGCUGGGGCCAGAGUGUCCUUUUUGCUACGCCUCAUUCGUCCUGCGCGUACCGUCUUUGUGUUUGUGAAUUGUCGUUCAGCCGUGUCUGUCGUCUGCCUGUGCAUGGGUAAUGUUUGUGAGGGAAUGUGCCCGAGCGUGGCUAUAGCAUACCAUAAAAACUAGACUGCAUAUAAAGUCACUUUUGUGUUGACGUGUGGUUGUAUUACUUUUUUUUUUUUUUUUUCCGAAUCUGUGCUGAGUGAUUGAAGAGACAACUGAAGAACAGUAGGAGACAUGCCUGUUGUGCAGUAAUCUAAUCUUCCAAGUUCAUUUGUUGCGAAAGAUGUAAAUCUCCGUAUUCUGAGCUCGUCUGCUCUGAAUGAAUGUUGCCGAAGUGUAGUUACCAUAGUAUACUCAUGUGCUAUAUGCCCCUUCGCUAGAUGUUUAUUGUUGCCAGAAAUGAUGGAUAAAAGUGUAUUUGAUCAUGGUGUGUUUCGUGAGAUGUAUUUGUCACAGUGGAGCAAGUCGUGUGGUACAGCAACAUUUUUGGAUGAGAAAUACUGUGUACCUGGUCUAGCAUGUUCUGUAAUCAGUGGGCCUGGUGAAGUAUUUAUAUUGAAAGUACAGUGCUUAUAGUAUAUUGGGGUUUUUUUUUUUUUUUUUUUUUUUCCCCUCUAAUUCAAAGAAAAGUGGAAAAGGACUGGGCUCCAUUGUGUCUGGAAUAAAGAAUCUGAAAUGCUAAUAAAACUCCAGCUGCAGGUUUCUGCAGUGUGUGCAAAAUAUCUGGCAAGAAACAACAUUUGUGGCCGGGCUUUGUGGCCAUGGUGCACGUUUUCCCCGUCGUCUGCGAUGAAUUUAAAUGAUCACUCGCAUGCCAGGCAUCGAGGGCUGCAGAUCCAAAGCAACAGCUCUUUUAACUCGCGCAUUUUCCUGCUCUGUGUUUCAGGUCCACAAGUUAAUAGAAAGUUGGUGUGUUGGCGAACCGUACGCUUCACUUCUUUCGUGUGGAUUUCUCUGCUUUUACAGCCCUCUGUCAUCUUGUUCUAAAUGUUUGAGGACACUGCUUGUUGCUUAUUUCAGACUCAAGUUCCUCCACUUCUUGUCAUCAUAAUCUGCUGGGGUUUGGAUGAAGAUGUUAAAAAUAAAGUGUCAAACGUGGGCUGUUAUGUUGUUUUGUGAAAGUCUUGUGCUUCACUUGACCAUUUGGUCCUGUACUGUAAUUACCCUCAUGUAGUCAUACUUUCUGUAAAUAUUAACACCCACAGCAUAACACAACCCUCUAGGUGUGUAAUUUAAAAUAUCUCCAGCUCUGACAAAAUACAGACUGUUAGAACAUCACAAUUUAUAUUCUACUUGGGCAUUUGUGUAAUGUUGUUCAUUAGUCUAGAUUUAUUUGGAAUUUUUCCCCAGACAUCUCAUUAUGAAAAUUAGUAUUUAAUAUUACUGGUAGCGUUGUGUGUUAGAUUUAUACAUGGGAAGUACAGAUUAGUGAUUUGUGAAGUUUGAGUGUCUUCUCCAGAGCUAUACAAUGACAGACUGUAGUAAUGGAAGAUCUGUUUCCACAAUGAAUCUGCAGUUCCCCUUGUGGUGAACAGUUUUCUUGCAUUACUGCAAAUGCAUUAUCCCACAUAACUGCCUUAACACAGUGGUACACGUUCUUCUGAUAGUGUUUAUGCAGGCUGAACUGAUUGUCGUCUUGUCUAGUGCUACCUGGUCUCCAUGUAAUGCUCCAUACUGUCUCGUGGUAGGUGUGCAGCUCGGUUGUGAUUUAACUGCACUAGAGACGCGAUCUCGAAAUGUUAAAACACCGUAAAAUACGUAGCAGAGCUGCGGAAAGGAAAAGCCCAGCACGUAUUAAGGGCUAAAAUUUCCUCUUCAUGGUUCGAUUUUGAGCAGGAAAAAGAAAGCUGAAAGUAAAUUUUCUCCUACAGCUAUUUAAAAGUAAAAAUGGAAGCUAUCAGUUGUGGUGUUUUAAAAUUAGUAACUGCUGCCAUAUAUUGAGCAGUACUCAUAGAAAGGCUUUAUUACAUUGUACUGGUGGGCAAUAAAAACGCACUGAAUGUGAUGUGGUUAAUGCACUUCUGCAAACUCAUUUUAUGUUGCGUUGGACAAAAGCAUCUGCUAACUUCAUAAAUGUAACUCUAUGGCUGUGAGUGAGUGUUGAGAGCACAUUUUACACUCACAUAAUUAGUCUGUAAAAACCUUUUCCACACUCAUCAAAACAAGCU